UCGAGUGCAGUUGUCAAAUCAAAAUGAGACGUUUUCUAAUAAAUGUAGUUGUGAUACUUUUAGCACAACAAUUCUCCGCUGCUGCAGCUUUUAUGGACGAGACUUGUGAACUGAACCGAGAAAUGGAACAACAGUGUCGCAGUUAUACUUACUCCGUUGUUAAGCCUAUGCUAGACUACUUGCACCAAGUGAGCGAAGAGCUACAAGAAAGCAAAUCAAAAGAUGAAAUCAUAAAGGACUUAAGAGAAAAGUUAGCUCAGCAGGAAAUAAAUGAGGCAUUGAUAAAUGAAAUGCGAUCUCAAAUUGAUUUCCAAAAGAGAAUAGAUAGUCUAACUAAGAGCAAUAAGAAAUGCAAGGCCGAAUUAGCGAGUAAAUCUGCGGAGUUAGAUAGAUUGAAUGUUGAAAUGAAGAAACUAAGUUCUAGCCUUCUUGAUAAGGACAAAGAAAUUGUAAAAAUUAAUAUCAGCAACAGUGGAGUUACAAUUAGAGCCGAUCUUUAAACAUGAUAAACAUACCAUUUUUUUUUUUAAAUUCAUAAUUUCCACUUAACAUCACAGUUGCGUAUGACCUCAAACACCCAUCGCCAUAAUCGUAUAUAGUACACUGUAAAUAAAACUACUAAUAAAACUUUAUGAAGCACAAGUUGAUUUAAAGAGACACGUAUCCUGUGCAUGUCGAGGACAGUAGUUGAAAAAAUGCAGCCAUGUCGAGUGUUGGCUUUUAUCUCUGGUGCUGUUGUAUUUUGGCUACAAUUCAUUUUGGUCACAAUUCAUUGAAACCUGUCGAUAAAAGUGGCUGUGAAUUUGACAAUGUUAUUCACAUAAUUUCAAUGUUUCAACCCUUUAUGCAUUUCAACAACUUUGUGUUAUUUGUGGGACAUUCGCAUGAGGCUAAAGGAAGCGCAAUUGCCACAUCUCUUCAUCGCAGUGUCAUGCACACUUUCGGCCGUCCAGUGAUUGUUGCUGGCUGUGAUACUGGGCCACUUAAUCAUAUUAUUACCACUUACAAUUUAGGCCUGGUUCUCUUCACUGGCAUUCAAGAUCCCAUACUCAAUGUGGUUAUAAACGCAUUGGGCAAAAAUUCGAUCUCGACGAUUCCGAUUCUCUUCGUAUACAAAUCGUCAGAUGGUUUACCACUCACAGCAAAUGGGAGAGCUGAAUUUUUUCAUUGGUGUUUGAAAUACGAUUUCCGAAAUACGAUGAUAACUUUCGAAAACAAGACUCAUGAUCUGGAACUGUGGACAUAUGAGAUGUAUGAUGACAUGCUAAUACAUCGAGUAACACAAAUACCGAACAGCUUUAAAAGAAAUCACCAAUCAUUGAUAUAUCAACGUCAGCUGAAGGUUGCUGUAUAUCAAAAUUUGCCGUUUGCUUUUGUGUUAAACUCUAGCGAUCAUCGGGAUUUAACUGGAGGUGGAAACGUAAGCCUUGGAGGCGAAACCGGGAUUUUGUUGGCCGAGUUUGUUCGCUUCAUUGGCGGAACGUUGCAGAUCAUUCCACUGUCAAGAGAAGAAUAUUUUACCAAUGUGACAGUUGGCGAUAGAAUGAUUGAUUUUGGUGCUAAUAUGCUGCCUAGUACGGAAGCUCCCACCGGAAUUAGUCCUCUGGUGAUAGCCACAAAAUAUUGUUUAGUCGUACCCUUUGAACGUCAGGUGCCUCUAUCAAAAUUUUGCACAGUUUUCUUUAGGAUUCCCACUUUAAAUGUAGUCUCCAUAAUUAUUCUUAUUGUCGUGGCACUAAUCAAACGAUUUAUAAAUCCACACAAGCCUAUUGCUGAUAUAAUUUAUAUGUCAUUUCAAGUCCAUUGGGGACAGGCGAUACCAAUUCGAACCAUUAAUCGUAUGGGUAUAGCCGAAAAGAUUCUGACAAUUUGCGGAUUGAUCUUUAAUCUCUAUAUAACAACAAUUUUAUCUUGCAUCUUGGCCACGACACUAACUACAGGCAAUCGUAUGCCUGAAAUUAUCGACAUUGAAUCAUUUGUGGCAAACGACAUCAGUAUCAUGAUUUCUGAAAAUCAGAUGAAGGAACUCUCGCAAGUCGAUAAUAUUCCUGUGGAAUUAUCCAGGCGUAUGUUUGUUGUGCCUCAGGAAAUACUUGAGCGACAUUUAAAUUCCCUUAACGAUAGUUACGUAUACCUAAUGGAACCACAACGAUUUGCACAAAUGAAGUUUAUGCAACAGCGCUUGCGGCGACCCAAACUAAAAAUGGCACCCGAACCUCUAUGCACUCUCGAUCUAUAUCUCCGAUUGCCCAUUCGACAAGAAUUAAGUUUCCUGUUGGUUUUGACACGCUUUGUUCAAGAUGCCACAGAAUCGGGACUGAGAGAGAAAUGGAUGCAAAUGGGAUUUGAGCAGUUAAAGCAGGCAAAUAUGAUUCGACAAGCUCCUUACGAUCCACCUUCAUUGAGGGGCCUUUCACUAUCAUUCUUUACAUUUGGGUUCCAGAUUUAUGCUACUGGCAUAAUAUUGAGCCUGAUUGUUAUGCUAAUUGAAUGUAUCUAUGGCUACUGGUUAAAACGAUCUAAUAAUUAUAAUAAUGUAAUAAUAGUAUAAACAUAUUAUAUAAAUUCAAUUCUUGUAUUGUUUCUUUAU
Drosophila albomicans is the source of this 2590-nucleotide messenger RNA. RefSeq lists its product as uncharacterized. The record is from RefSeq and is a predicted model, not a curated record. The transcript has 3 exons. NCBI's taxonomy places the organism in Eukaryota, Metazoa, Arthropoda, Insecta, Diptera, Drosophilidae. The coding region runs from base 704 to 2551 and encodes 615 amino acids.